GAUUCAUUAAUGCUUUGUCAAGAACUUCAAGCAAAGGAUGGAAUCGAUUUUAUGGAUGAGAGUAUGGAUUUAACACCGUACCUAAAAGAUCUUCAAGAUGUUGAUGCAAACGAUUUGGGUGAAGAAUUUCUUGAAAAGCAAAAACUCAUCGAAAAUGAUAUCAUUUAUCAAGGGCCGUUCUCCAAUGCGCAUUACACUGAUUUGGAUUUGAGAGAAUCGGAUAUGUUCAAUGAGGAUAAAUUGGUGGGGCUACCGUCAUCACAGUCGACUGCAUAUGAUAUUACAAGUGAUGUGCAGUUGUCAGGACGUAAAAUCGGUUUGAAAUCAGAAAUACCGUGGGAGGAUAAUGAGAAAAUGAGUAAGAAGGAGUGUUCGAAUGAUAUC
Molecule: messenger RNA, 384 nt
Organism: Anisakis simplex (herring worm)
Lineage: Eukaryota; Metazoa; Nematoda; Chromadorea; Rhabditida; Anisakidae
Source: the annotation of a GenBank genome assembly